AAACAUCCUUUGGAGCGAUGGGAUCGAAGAACUGACAGUGAGGACCAACCCAUGGUGACAUCCUCUGUAAGCUGCCUCUUAUCUUCUAAAAUCUCUACCGACAGGCCCGGAUUGACUUUCGGUCUCGAGCCGGCAUCUGGCAACAACUAAAAUUCCCGCUGUGCAGGGUGUUCCGGCCAAGAUGAGCAACAUGUACGGGUACAAUGACUACGAUGGUCCGCAUCGUGCAAUGGCUCGAUUCUCUCUGGAGGCCGACGACGAGGACAACCCACUACAGGCUGGAUUUUGGAUGGAAGGAGAUUCAUUGGCGCCCCCUUGUGGAACAGCCGUUCCAACGAUUCAUCGUAUGCUGGAUUUUGCUCAAGUGUCGUCGAAGGACGUCGUAUAUGAUCUGGGCUGCGGAGACGCUCGCGUAUGCUUAGAAGCGUUUGCUCGAAAGAAAUGCCAAAGUGUGGGCGUGGAGGUGGAGGCAGAUUUGGUAUCUAGAGGUCGGGAACUCAUUGCGCGACUCAAUUAUGUAGAUCAAGAACGCUUGCCUUUCAUUAUUGAGCAGGAUUUACGAAUCGUCCUCCGGAACCUUGUUCGCCUAGCUGCCAAAGCUACAGCGCCAACAGAACAGUCGGACGAUAUUGGUGCUCUACCUCUACCAACAAUCAUCAUAAUGUAUUUGCUUCCAGAAGCUCUGGCAGAACUAGAGGACAGCCUGAGAGAAUUAUUGCGGCUAUUGCCGGAGUCAUUUCGGAUACUGUGUAACACGUGGGGUCUCAAUAGUCUUGUACCCCAGCAACGAAUGGAUGUCAAAGAAGAAGGUGGAGCGGUCACCCCUCUAUCUAUAUAUACACGCAAAAGCCUUUGACUCAAUCUAUAGAUCAUUGUCGCUUGUCCCAAAAUGGUCUACUGGCAUGACAAAGGUGUAAGUAGCUUAUUCACCUCAUGCAAGAGAAAGAAGAACACCACGACUUUAAUUGGAAGCAGUUGAUUAAAAUCAAUCCCUUUCGAAGUGGCAUAAGAGCACAAGCAGAAAAAAUCUCGGAAAACAUGCGAAGUCCAACAUUUCGGCCAUUUCUAUAUUUAAAUGGGAGCUGGGUGGAUGCUUAAAGCUUGGUGUGGCUGGAUCGGCAGUUUUUAGAGUGGGAAAGCAUUUAGCCAUAUCAUUCCUUCAGCAGGCUCCUCGCUUUGUCAGCUGGCACCAGAAAAUUCCAUCGCCCUCAACAGUUGCCUGUUCAAAUUUUUAAUGACACAUCUCUUUCAGCCAUGGCGGUUCGGUUUCCUGUAACACUGUGAGCGACGCUGGGACUCGUUUCUGACUGGUCCCACGGUUUAUUUGGAAUGAAAUCGACUUUAAAGGUUUUGAGUCGGUACGCACUAAAUCUCUUUUUCAAGGAUGUCGUUCAUGUCAAUUUUAAGACUGUCUAUUGACCAGCCGCGAUCGAAUUGGUUUGGUCGCAUACAAGCGUUUCACUGUCAGUAGACAAAGGAUUUGCCUAAACCGUUGUGUUUCGUGUUUCGUAGGAUACUCACGGAGCAACAAGAUCUAAAAUAUUAUCCUCAUAGCGCUCUAGCUGAAGCCGAUGAGGUAAAUACGGCCGAGAAUAGGUUUAAUUUUAAACUUGAACAAAUGUGUCUUGUUC
This is a messenger RNA of Phaeodactylum tricornutum CCAP 1055/1, 1631 nucleotides long. RefSeq lists its product with no specific name. The record is from RefSeq and is a predicted model, not a curated record. NCBI's taxonomy places the organism in Eukaryota, Bacillariophyta, Bacillariophyceae, Surirellales, Neidiaceae. The transcript has a single exon. Gene Ontology annotation, molecular function: protein-lysine N-methyltransferase activity. Gene Ontology annotation, cellular component: mitochondrion. Gene Ontology annotation, biological process: positive regulation of proton-transporting ATP synthase activity, rotational mechanism; regulation of mitochondrial ATP synthesis coupled proton transport; peptidyl-lysine trimethylation. The coding region runs from base 182 to 856 and encodes 224 amino acids.